Molecule: messenger RNA, 1015 nt
Organism: Sinocyclocheilus anshuiensis
Lineage: Eukaryota; Metazoa; Chordata; Actinopteri; Cypriniformes; Cyprinidae
Product: DNA repair protein RAD51 homolog 4-like
Exons: 8
Coding region: 103-765 (220 amino acids)
Biological process (GO): DNA strand invasion; double-strand break repair via homologous recombination; reciprocal meiotic recombination
Cellular component (GO): replication fork; Rad51B-Rad51C-Rad51D-XRCC2 complex; microtubule organizing center
Molecular function (GO): ATP-dependent DNA damage sensor activity; four-way junction DNA binding; ATP binding
Source: RefSeq, a predicted model, not a curated record
GCAAUAUGAAGUCAAGAGGAUGUCUCGUAAUAUGUGAAGACACCCAGAAGAAUGUGAAGAACAUAAGUGUGUGUUGAUGGGGUUUCUAGCCAUCUGGGAGUCAUGGUGAUCUUGAGAGAAGGGAUCUGCCCUGGAAUAAACGAGGAAUUCAUUAAGGCUUUACAGUCAGAGGAUAUCAAAACAGUUGAAGACUUUGUCUCAUGUAACCCAGAAGAACUUGCACGAAAGUGUUCAUUGUCUUACAAGAUGGAGGCACUUCAAAAAAUCAAGGUGUUCCGAGUAUUUGAUGUCUUCUCUUUGCUCGCAUGUCUUCAACAUCUGAGAUCAAAUAGCCUUCAGAAGGCGUCUGUCGGAGGUGGUUCAGUCAAAGCGCUGAUGGUGGAUUCAGUCUCUGCUGUGCUCUCAUCCAUGCUCGGGGGGAAACAGAACGAGGGUAUGUCCUUGCUGAUGCAAGUUGCUGGGGAGCUGAAGAUGAUCGCCAAAGACUUCAACAUUGCUGUACUGGUGACAAACCAUGUGACCAAAGAUGGGAAUGGGCAUUUGAAGGCUGGACUGGGACAGUCAUGGAGUCAUGUGCCGCGCACACGUGUGCUCCUGCAGAGAGUGGAGGACGCAGAGACUUCAUCCUUACGAACCGCAACUCUGACCAAAUCAUCACGACAGGCUUGUCAUCUGGUAGAGGAGUUUGAUCUUUGUCACUGGUCUGAAGAGAGGAGAACCUCCAUUUCAGACAAGAGGAAACUAGAGGAAAGAAGUAAACCUUGACAAAAAUAUAUAGGUCUAUUUAGAGUCGGUGUAAAUAUGUAUAAUAUUUCUACAAACUGUUUCUGUUGUGGUCUUUGACAGGUGAUAAGACAUUUUCUUUCUUUGAAUGAAUGUUUUUGUAUAUGUACCGUUCAAUCAACUCAAAAAGACCUUGCAUUCUUUUUUUCUUAAAAACAUUUGCAUAAUGUUGGCACCUUAUUUUCUAAGUGAAAUUGAGCAAUGAGUAAAUAAAAAAAAAACAUUCGUUUUC